AUGGUGAAGAAGAAGCACCAGACCCGCAUGCUCGAGUUCUUUAUUGAUGUGGCCCAGGGGUGCUUCAACAUCGGGAAUUUCAACUCCAUGAUGGCCAUCAUCGGUGGCAUGAACCUCAGUCCUGUGGCGAGGCUGAAGAAAACAUGGUCCAAAGUCAAGAUGGCCAAAUUUGAGGUCUUGGAGCGCCACAUGGACCCAUGCAGCAAUUUCCGCAACUAUCGCACCGCCCUGCAGGGGGCCACGCAAAGGUCCCAGAUGGCUAAGAGCAGCCCAGAGAAGAUUGUCAUCCCUGUGUUCAACCUUUUUGUUAAGGACCUUUACUUCUUACACAAAAUCCAUACGAACCACCUGCCCAAUGGGCAUGUUAACUUCAAGAAAUUUUGGGAGAUCUCCAGACGGAUCCAGGAGUUCAUGACAUGGACUCAGGUAGAGUGUCCCUUCCAGAAGGACAAGAAGAUUCAGAAUUACCUGCUCACGGCACCCAUCUACAGCGAGGAAGCGCUCUCCAUCGCCUCCUUUGAAAGUGAAGGUCCUGAAAGCCGCAGGGAAAAAGAUAGCUGGAAGACUCUCCGGCCCCAGUUACUCAUCGCAGUUGAAGUAAGGACCCCAGGCCCUAGCCACAUGGGCCUCGCCACACGGUUGCCUGGACGUCCUGAACAUGUGGCAGCUGACUUCUUCUAG
This is a messenger RNA of Nyctereutes procyonoides (raccoon dog), 681 nucleotides long. Its product is annotated as ras-GEF domain-containing family member 1A-like. The coding region runs from base 1 to 681 and encodes 226 amino acids. Gene Ontology annotation, biological process: Ras protein signal transduction; positive regulation of GTPase activity. The transcript is spliced from 6 exons. Lineage: Eukaryota; Metazoa; Chordata; Mammalia; Carnivora; Canidae. The record is from RefSeq and is a predicted model, not a curated record. Gene Ontology annotation, cellular component: plasma membrane. Gene Ontology annotation, molecular function: guanyl-nucleotide exchange factor activity.